This is a messenger RNA of Zingiber officinale, 2113 nucleotides long. RefSeq lists its product as uncharacterized. The transcript has 5 exons. Lineage: Eukaryota; Viridiplantae; Streptophyta; Magnoliopsida; Zingiberales; Zingiberaceae. The record is from RefSeq and is a predicted model, not a curated record. Gene Ontology annotation, molecular function: acetylglucosaminyltransferase activity. The coding region runs from base 235 to 1662 and encodes 475 amino acids.
GUAAUUUCGUUGAUGUCAAGUAUUCAACGCGACGCUAUGGUAAAGUUUGUGUAUGAGCAUCAGAUGGCCUCCUCGGUCUCUUCCCCAUUUCGAAGUUGCUGGAGUUUGAUCUCGCCAUUGGAAAUGUUUAAAUCGAAUCGGCGGUGACUUGAGUCGACUCACCUUUCAUUUCCUCUCUCCGGGACGCUCCUCUUCAUCCACGACUGACUGCUACGCUAUUGCCAAAGGCGACCGAUGGCACUUUCCUUCUCGCCGUCUCGCCUCCACCUCUCCUCCUCCAUCCUCCGCACAUCCCUCGUCUCCGCCUUUCUCCUCAUCGUCAUCUCCCUCCUACUCUUCUCACCCGUUCCCCGCAUCUGCCCCUCAGCCGUAUCUUCUCCCCUGGUCGCGCCCGCUCCCACCUCCCUCCGCCACCUCCUCUUCGGCAUCGCUUCCUCCUCCAAAUCCUGGCCACGCAGGAAGUCGUACGUCCGCCUUUGGUGGCGCCUCGGCUUCAUGCGCGGCGCGGUAUUCCUCGAUUCCCCCAUCGCCGGCGAGACGGACGAGCCUGGCCUCCCCACUCUCCGCGUGUCUGCCAAUACCUCUAGGUUUCCGUACACCUUCGAAGGAGGCCUCCGAUCUGCCAUCCGCAUUGCCAGGAUCGUCAAGGAGCUUGUCGAGGGUGUCGUGGGGAAUGGUUCAUCCGACGCGGACAUCAGGUGGGUUGUGCUGGGAGAUGACGAUACGUUGUUCUUCCCGGAGAACCUGGUUGGAACCCUGGCGAAGUAUGACUGGGAGCAGUGGUACUACGUCGGCGGGCAGUCGGAGAGCGUUUGGCAAAAUUCGAAGCAUUCCUUCUCGAUGGCGUAUGGAGGAGGCGGGAUCGCGAUCAGCUAUCCGUUAGCGAAGGUUCUAGCUAGAGUGUUAGAUUCAUGCCUCGUAAGGUAUGCCCACCUAUAUGGCAGCGAUGAUAGGAUCUUUGCCUGCUUGGCUGAGCUUGGAGUUGGGUUGACACAUGAGCCAGGUUUCCAUCAGGUUGAUGUACGUGGAGAUAUUUUCGGUAUUCUGUCUGCACAUCCACUGACCCCUCUGAUAUCACUUCAUCAUAUAGAUCAAAUUGAACCAAUAUUUCCUGGCAUGACUCGGAUGGCAGCGUUUGAUCAUCUAUUUAGAUCUGCACACUUUGAUCCAGGCAGGAUUUUGCAGCAAACUAUUUGUUAUGAUAGUUCAAAAUUGCUUACAAUUUCAGUCUCAUGGGGCUAUGUAGUCCAGAUUUUUGAAGGCAAUCAACUUAUUGUAGAUCUGCUUUCUGUGCCGGAAACAUAUACUCAUUGGAAGAGAGGUCUCAGUUCUUUAAUACUAUCAUAUAUGUUUAAUACAAGGGAGUUCAACAAAGAUCCAUGCAAAAAGCCAGAUGCUUUCUUUUUUGAGAGUAUUGUUCAGCACGAGGGGAGAAUACAGAGCAACUACACCAUGCAUGAUUUAGAAAUUUGCCAAGAAAGAAAAGUCCCCACAAAAAAUCUUAAACAGAUAACUAUAUUCUCACAAUUUCUUCAACCUAGGCAGCCAUUGCGACGUGAAUGCUGUGAGGUUUUGCAAACAUCAUCUGCAACGGUUAUGGAAAUAUAUAUCAGAAAAUGCAAAGAUGAUGAGUUAAUUGCAAUGCAUCAGGGGACAGGAUAAAUGCCCACUAAUGAGAAUAACUAGUCUGACAAGGUUGUGGUUAACCAGAAUUUGUGGGUUGUUCAGAUGGUUGCUGUAUCUUUGGAACAGACCUUUUGUAGGGUCUAGCUAGAAGAAUGACGAAAGAUGACCCUCGGGUGGACAACCAAGAAAUGAGGGGUUAAUGUUUGUCGAUCAGAUGUGGCCCAAUUUUAUCACGCUGUCUUAGUUGCUUGGAUAGUGAGAGGCACUCUUAUUUUGAAUUCUAUACUCAAGUAUGAUUGGCUUGACUCUUCCAUUCAAUGUAUAUAUCCAUUGAAUGCCUCGUGGGUAUUGCAAUUCACUUGGGAAUAUGCUUAUGAAAUAUUUGUAACUUCUGUAAACUCUGAUCCUGGGGAAGUCAUCAUGUGCCUCCUUUCUAAUGAAAUUAUGUAUUUUAAAGUAGCUUGAAAACUCGAUCUUUGUCUUCAAA